AUGAAUAUUUUGGUGUAUAUCCAGCAUCCCGAUAUCAUGACGGAACACAGGCUGGAAUAUUCCAUGGUCCCAGUGAACAGUUGGACUAGUGAUCUAUUACUUCAGAAAACCCCGGCAGUUAAUGCAGUAGCUGAACGCAAUGGGACAGAAUUACCCGACCAACGUGCAGCUUUGGCUCUGGCGCAAGGUUGA
Messenger RNA from Penicillium cataractarum, 192 nucleotides. RefSeq lists its product as uncharacterized. The transcript has 2 exons. The record is from RefSeq and is a predicted model, not a curated record. NCBI's taxonomy places the organism in Eukaryota, Fungi, Ascomycota, Eurotiomycetes, Eurotiales, Aspergillaceae. Bases 1 to 192 code for a protein of 63 amino acids.